Messenger RNA from Serendipita indica DSM 11827, 1164 nucleotides. The record is from the annotation of a GenBank genome assembly. Lineage: Eukaryota; Fungi; Basidiomycota; Agaricomycetes; Sebacinales; Serendipitaceae.
AUGGCCCUUAUACCCGAGCUCGUAGACGCUCUUCGGCUCAGCUGUCUGCAGCUGGAUCAAGAGUGUCCAGAAAAUAUUAAAAAUAUAAGAAGGCGGCUACUGGGCUACUUUGACUCGCGCGAUGAACAGCAACUCGAGGAGCUGAGAGUGGCCGUGUAUAGAAGCCUCCCAACGAACGAUGCCGUUGCUUGUCGAGCUCUCUAUGCAGAUAUUUGCAUCGCCCAAUGCCUGUUGGAUAUACAAGACGACGCUUCGGACACGCAGAAGAUGUUCAUCUGUAUCCAGCGAUUAGAUGGUGCUCUCGUCUUCUCGGGGGCACCAGGACGACAAGAUUCUGUCCACGCAUUGAUCAAAUCCGCCCAAUCUCAGCUUCCAAAACAGUCCCCAUCGCUUGUUUCUUCCCAGACAUUCCUCUCGCGCGCAGACCACGAGCCAGAAGUACCAGAAUGUGGUGGACGGAUACAGGAGAUGCAAGAAGAGCCAGAUAUGAUGCAAUUUCUCAACAAGUACAGCAAAGUACCGUUUAUCGUCAGAGGAGGAAUUAGGCAUUGGCCAGCUGUCGAAAAGUGGACCUUCCCUGCAUACCUUCUGUCUAUCACCGGACGAGGUCGUGUAGUACCAGUUGAAGUCGGCAAAGACUACCGUGUGGAUGGCUGGAACCAAACGAUGAUGUCGUGGGAGGCAUUCCUUCAACAUCUUGAGAAGAAAGAUGCUGGUGAUGAACCGCUCUAUCUCGCCCAACAUUCGCUCCUGUCACAGUUUCCAGCGCUUAGGGAGGACGUAGUGGUCCCAGACCUUGUAUACUACGCGCCAACGCCUUCACCAGACACGCCGGGGUAUUCUCCACCAAACAACGACGAAGGCCUCAUCAUCAACGCAUGGUUAGGGCCCUUUGGUACGAUUUCACCUGCUCACCAAGAUCCAUAUUUCAAUUGCUAUGCCCAAGUCGUCGGUCGCAAAACUGUCUGGCUCGCUUCACCGGCUCUACAAGAGGAAUUGCGACCCCUACCUCAAGAUUCAGGGUUGGGGAAUACGAGUACACUUGAUGUCUUCUUACUCACACGUGAAUCCAAUCCUACUGUUCUAGAGCGGUCCAUGGUAAUCACGCUCCAGCCAGGUGAUCUUGUACGUCCACCAGCCUCUUUCCUCCUCGUCUACCGUUGA